Messenger RNA from Tarenaya hassleriana, 2993 nucleotides. Its product is annotated as G-type lectin S-receptor-like serine/threonine-protein kinase At1g11330. Gene Ontology annotation, molecular function: protein serine/threonine kinase activity; ATP binding. Bases 379 to 2868 code for a protein of 829 amino acids. Gene Ontology annotation, biological process: recognition of pollen; protein phosphorylation. Lineage: Eukaryota; Viridiplantae; Streptophyta; Magnoliopsida; Brassicales; Cleomaceae. The transcript has 7 exons. The record is from RefSeq and is a predicted model, not a curated record.
CUAAAACCAGAAAAUCUUGAUGCAUUGCAUGGACCGGCAUGUCUCAGCCCCUGAAAAAAAAAACAAAAGAUUAAGCAUUUUUAUUCAUCGGUUGAUGUUUCAUGAGCGUUGAAACUUUAUAUUUGCAUCAUAAUUUCAAACGAUAAUCGAUUACCAAUACGAAAUAUAAAACUUCGGAAAUGUCAAAGUCUACAUCUCCCCUCGUUGCAAAUUCACCAGAUUAGUCAAAGUUAUUAUACACAAAUAUCAUUGCAAUACAAAAGACCGCAACCUAAAAACGGGCGCAUCGCCCUUUCCAAUUACGGUAUUACACGUAAGACAAUAUUAUAUGAACAAACACAGUUCAAAGGUAUUCCUUUCGAGUUCAUAAAAAGAAUCAUGAAUACUUUCAUUCUUCUUCUUCUUCUUCUUCUUUCAAGUUCUUGCUUUGCAGUGGACAGGAUCACGUUCUCUACUCCGAUCAAAGAUUCGGAAACUAUAGUCUCCGACAAAGGAAUGUUCAUGUUCGGUUUCUUCAGCCCUGUCGAUUCCACGGGCAGAUAUGCCGGAAUUUGGUACAACAACAUUCCUGUACAAACAGUUGUGUGGGUUGCAAACAAAGACAACCCCGUCGAAGACAUGUCUGGAGUUGUUUCAAUGUCUGAAGAUGGUAAUCUCGUGGUUAUGGACGGUCGGAGACGGGUUUUCUGGUCAACCAACGUCUCGGUAUCAGCCUCUGCAAAUUCCACCUGGGCUCAGCUUCUCGAUACAGGGAACCUUGUGUUGCAAGGCACCGAAAACGACGGUGAAUUCUUCUGGGAGAGCUUCAGGAACCCUAGCGAUUCCUACUUGCCGAGAAUGGUGCUUGAAUCAGACGCGAGAACAGGAAGAACCAUCAAGAUCACUUCCUGGAAAAGCCCUUCUGAUCCUUCCCCCGGAAACUAUACGGCAGGUCUUGCUGCUGAUCCGCUUCCAGAAGUUUUCAUCUGGAAAGAUGGUGUUGCCGUGUGGCGAACUGGCCCGUGGAAUGGUCAGAUAUUCAUCGGUUUUCCGGAUGUGGAUACGGGUCUUUUCCUCAAUGAAUUCGCCCUUAACAAUGACAAUCAAGGAAAGGUAUCUGUUUCAUAUGCCAAUGAUUCGGGUAAGUAUCAUUUCAAGCUGGAUCAUGAAGGGUAUAUAUCUCAGAAAUCUUGGAACGAAGAGAAGAAGAAUUGGAGCGUUGAGUUAAAGCUUCCAAAAACCGAGUGUGAUGAAUUCGGUAAAUGUGGCCAGUUCGCGAGCUGCAACCCUCGGAGGAAACCCUUGUGCAGAUGCAUUAAAGGGUUUGAACCAAAGAACUAUACAGAGUGGAAUAGAGGAAACUGGACUAGUGGAUGCAGACGGAGGGCUCCUUUGAAAUGCGAAAGACGAAACAACGGGAAUGGUAAUGGAGGGGAAGAAGACGGAUUUCUGCGUCUGAAGAAGAUGAAAGCUCCAAACUCUACGCAGAGAUCUGACGCUAACGAACAAGAAUGCCCGAGAAGUUGUUUGCAGAACUGUUCUUGUACAGCUUACACAUUCGACAGAGGAUAUGGAUGCAUGUUCUGGACAGGAAGCUUAUUCGACAUGCAGGAAUUUCGGGUUAACGGCAUUGAUCUUCAAAUCCGUCUCGCUAAUUCAGAAAUCAAAAAACCGAACAAACUGCCAGUUGUGGUAACAAUACCAGUGAUUGGCGGCACAUUUAUCAUCGUCUUCUGCAUUCUUUUCGCGAGGAGGAAAGCUACAAAGCGUAGAGAGGCCGAGAAAGAUAGAAAAGCGAAGCUGGUAUUUGAGAGAAUGGAAGCGUUUUCGUCGGGUAAUCCAACUCAGGCUCACCUUAUAAAUCAAGCUAAGCUGAAAGAUCUUCCACUAUUCGAGUUUCAAGUUCUAGCUGCAGCUACCGACGAUUUCGCCCUCGCGAAUAAGAUCGGUCAAGGAGGCUUCGGUCCCGUUUACAAGGGGAAAAUGGAAGAAGGGCAAGAAAUAGCAGUGAAGAGGCUCUCACGGGCAUCAGGGCAAGGACUCGAGGAACUCGUGAACGAGGUGGUGGUGAUUUCUAAACUGCAACACCGGAAUCUGGUGAGGUUGCUCGGCUGCUGCAUCGAAGGAGAAGAAAGACUGUUAGUUUAUGAGUUCAUGCCAAAGAAAAGCCUCGACUCCUAUCUUUUCGAUCCGUUGAAGCAGAAACUUCUUCACUGGAAGACACGAUUUCGCAUAAUGGAAGGAAUUUGCAGAGGCCUGUUGUAUCUUCACCGAGAUUCAAGACUGAGGAUCAUACACAGGGAUCUGAAACCGAGCAACAUCUUGUUAGAUGAACAUCUGAAUCCGAAGAUAUCUGAUUUCGGGCUAGCUAGGAUUUUCCAUGGGAAUGAAGAUGAAGCAGCCAAUACCAGAAGGGUUGUUGGAACUUACGGAUAUAUGUCACCUGAAUACGCAAUGGAAGGGCUAUUUUCGGAGAAAUCCGAUGUUUUCAGCUUAGGGGUCAUACUGUUAGAGAUUAUCAGCGGAAGAAGAAGCUCGAGUUUCCACAAAGACGAGGAGACCACGAACCUCUUGGCGUAUGCAUGGAAGCUUUGGAAUGAAGGGAAAGCUUCUGAACUAGCUGAUCCUGCCGUCUAUGAUGAGGGUUUCGAAAAGGAAAUACGUAGAUGCGUGCAUAUAUCGCUGCUGUGCGUGCAAGAACUCGCGAACGACAGGCCAAGCGUUUCGACAGUGAUUUGGAUGCUAAGUAACGAGAAUUCGGAUCUUCCUGAGCCGAAACAGCCUGCUUUUAUCGCAAGAAAAGGUGUUUCGGACGCUGAAUCCUCUGACAGGAGUUCCAGAAAAGCCUCUAUCAACAAUGCCAGCAUCACUGCUGUCACAGGACGUUAAAUACCGCAGAUACCAUACCAUGUAUUGCCUAUUGUAAAGACUUACUGAACACAUACAUACAUACAUAUAUAUAUGUACGUAUAUAUGUAUAUAUAUCAUGUAUUUCUUGAGAUUCAAAGAUUGAA